AUGCCGAGACUAACCUCAUCACCUCCUCAUAUUCACUUCUUCUUCUACAUCCCGUGUCUCGUCUUCCUCUGCUCCCUCUCCCAUGAUGCAGAGUCUCAAAUCCAAGAUCAAGAACAGCAAGUCCUCUUGAAGCUGAGGCAAUCCUGGCAGGACCCAUCUUCCCUCGACCACUGGGUCACCUCCAAUUCAUCCUCCCACUGCACAUGGCCUGAGAUCACCUGCCUAGAUAACUCAAUCACCGUGCUCAAUCUUGUCAACCUGAACAUAAAUUAUUCGAUCCCCCCAUUCAUCUGCGACCUCAAGAACCUGACCAAGCUCGAUCUCUCCUACAACAAUAUUCCUGGAGAGUUUCCAACAGUUCUCUAUUACUGUUCCGAGCUCACGUACCUUGACCUGUCCCAGAAUUACUUCGAAGGUCGUAUUCCAUCCAAUAUCGACCACAUGGCCAAUCUUCAGGUCCUGAUUCUCGCCGCCAACAGCUUCUCAUUUGACGUCCCAGCAUCGAUUGCGAGGCUGCGGAGGCUGAGGAUCCUUCACCUUUACCAGUCCGAGUACAAUGGCACUUACCCUGAAGAGAUUUUUGGCCUGUCUGAUCUCAAAGAACUAAGGCUCGAGGACAACAACAAGUUUGUGCCAUCGCAGCUACCGCAGAACUUCACUGCCCUGAAGAAGCUACGGUUCUUCUUGAUGGCACAAACGAACCUGAUUGAUGGAAUCCCAGAGACUAUUGGGAAUAUGGAGGCUCUUGAGCACUUGGAUUUGGGGAUGAAUCUACUGACGGGAGAGAUCCCGGGCAGCAUUUUCACUCUGAGGAACUUGAGCGAGUUGUACGUGUACGAGACUAAUGUGUCCGAGUCAAUCCCUCAGGCAGUCAGCGCCACCAACCUGCGCGUGAUUGAUCUGUCUUUAAAUAAUUUGAUGGGGAACAUACCUGAAGUUUUUGGACAGCUCAAGAAUCUAUACUGCUUGAAUUUGGAGUUCAAUCAAGUUAUUUUGAAGUCUCAAAUCCAAGAUCAAGAACUGCAAGUCCUCUUGAAGCUCAGGCAAUCCUGGCAAGCCCCAUCGCCCCUCGAUCACUGGGUGGCCUCCAAUUCAUCCUCCCACUGCGCAUGGCCCGAGAUCAAAUGCCAAGAAGGCUCGAUCACCGAGCUCAAUCUUGUCGACCUGAACAUAAACUAUUUGAUCCCCCCGUUCAUCUGUGACCUCAAGAAUCUGACCAAGCUCGAUCUCUCCUACAACAAUAUUCCUGGAGAGUUUCCCACUGUUCUCUACAAUUGUUCCAAGCUCGUGUACCUCGACCUGUCCCAGAAUUACUUCAAAGGUCCUAUUCCAUCCGAUAUCGAUUGCAUGGCCAAUCUUCAGGUCCUGAUUCUUGCCGCCAACAGCUUCUCGUUUGACGUUCUGGCAUCGGUAGCGAGGCUGCGGAGGCUGAGGAUCCUUCACCUUUACAUGUCUGAGUACAACGGCACAUACCCUGAAGAGAUUUUUGGCCUCUCCGAUCUCGAAGAACUGAGGCUCGAGUACAACAAGAAGUUCGUGCCAUCACAGCUACCGCAGAACUUCACUGUCCUAAAGAAGCUGCGGCUCUUCUCAAUGGCGCAGACAAACCUUUAUGGUGGAAUCCCGAAGACGGUCAGCGAUAUGGAGGCUCUUGAGCACUUGAAUUUGGGGAUAAAUCCACUGACUGGAGAGAUCCCGGGCAGCAUUUUUGCUCUGAGGAACUUGAGCGACUUGUACGUGUACGAGACUAAUGUGUCCGGGUCGAUCCCUCAGGCAGUCAGUGCCGCAAACCUGAGCGUGAUCGAUCUGUCUUUAAAUAAUUUGAUGGGGAACAUACCUGAAGUUUUUGGACAGCUCAAGAAUCUAUACUGCUUGAAUUUGGAGUUCAAUCAAUUGUCUGGCGGAAUCCCGGAAGGUAUCGCCAGUCUUCCCGCUUUGUCUGAUAUCAGGCUGUCCAACAACAAUCUAUCGGGCACGAUCCCCCCGGACUUCGGCAAGUUUUCCCCACUCAGAAGAUUCGAAGUGGCCUUCAACAACUUGACCGGUGCAUUUCCAGAACAACUGUGCCAUGGGGGCACGCUGUUUGGGUUGGCCACUAUGGACAACAAUCUCAGCGGGGAGUUGCCGGAGUCACUUGGAAAUUGCAGUACUUUGCUCGAAGUGAUGCUGAACAACAAUGGAUUCACAGGCAAUGUGCCUGGAGGACUCUGGAUGUCGCGGAACUUGACGGCCUUGCUCUUGAGUGGUAAUGGAUUAACUGGCGAGCUUCCCAAGGAGCUGUCCCCAAACCUCACUCGGAUCAAUCUGAGCAACAACAAAUUCUUCGGCAAGAUUCCGAGGACGGUGUCUUCGUGGAGGAACUUGGUGGUGUUCGAUGCUAGUAAUAACCUCCUCAGUGGCACGGUUCCGGCUGAAUUGACCGUGCUUCCUAAGCUGACGAGGCUUUUGCUCGGUCAGAACGAGCUCUCCGGGAUUCUUCCCACAGACAUCGUUUCAUGGAAAUCCUUGACCACUCUGAAUCUUAGUCACAAUAAGAUCUCGGGACCGAUUCCAAGCGAAAUCGGUCUUCUACCUGUACUCACGCAGUUGGAUCUGUCUGACAACCAACUGUCCGGCUUGAUUCCUCCUGAAAUCGGCCAACUGAAUCUGAACCGUCUGAAUUUAUCCUCCAAUCGCCUCAGGGGACCAAUCCCGGCCAAGUUAGAGAACGCCUCAUACUACACCAGUUUCCUGAACAACCCCGGGCUCUGUGCAUCCAAUUCGUUCAUGAGGAUCAAUGUCUGCAACACCCAAUCCCGUAGAUCGAGCAAAACCAAUCUCAAAUUGAUCGUGAUCUUGGCCAUUGCAGCGGCGACGUGUGUUUUGUUGGUGGUGCUAUUCAUGAUCAGAGCUUCCAGAAAUAACACGGACCAGUUCGAUUCAAUCCUGCAAGUGCUCGAGUUUGUCGUAAGUGCUGUUGUUAAUGUUCUUACUGCGGUUUGA
Eucalyptus grandis is the source of this 2982-nucleotide messenger RNA. RefSeq names its product receptor-like protein 52. The record is from RefSeq and is a predicted model, not a curated record. The coding region runs from base 1 to 2982 and encodes 993 amino acids. Gene Ontology annotation, molecular function: protein binding. The transcript has 2 exons. Lineage: Eukaryota; Viridiplantae; Streptophyta; Magnoliopsida; Myrtales; Myrtaceae.